GACAUCAUGGGCAUCAAAGUCUAUAAAUACAUCUUCAAACCCUGAAGCCUUGAAGUGUGAAGUCAGGUCUGGGAGAAUAUCUCCACAUCCAGAGUCUGGAUUUUGUGCACAAAGGUGGAAAACGUUUAAAAUCUUUCGGACUGUGUGCUUGAUUUUUGCAGGAGCCAUGUGUUCUGGGAGUUUCGCUAAAUGCCUCGGCAUCACCCUCAUCCCUCUGGCCAUCCUAUGUACCCUCGCAAAUAUCCUGCUGUUUUUCCCAGGAGGAAAAACAGUGGAGAACAACAACCAGAUCUCUGAAGAGGUGUGGUAUUUCGGAGGGAUACUCGGAUCAGGAGUUUUGAUGAUCUUCCCGGCCCUGGUCUUCCUGGGUCUGAAGAACAACGACUGCUGUGGCUGCUGUGGCAACGCGGAAUGCGGCCAGCGAUUCGCGAUGUUUACGUCCAUCAUAUUUGCAGGAAUUGGAGUCCUGGGAGCUGGUUAUUCCUUCAUAAUAUCUUCUGUGGCUAUUAAUCGAGGUCCCAAAUGCUUACACAACGGGAACUGGAGUUACCCUUUUGAAAACGGGAAUUACCUGUCCAACAACACCCUCUGGGGCGACUGCGAGAAGCCCGCGGACGUCGUGCCCUGGAACCUGACGCUGUUCUCCCUGCUGCUGAUCAUGAGCGGGGUGGAGAUCGUCCUCUGCGCCGUCCAGGUGGUCAACGGCUUGAUCGGCACCAUCUGCGGGGACUGCAGCUGCGGCUGUUGCGGGGGAGAUGGGCCUGUUUGAGUGGAAUUGUAUUUUUAAAGACCCUGUACAUCCAGGAUAUACGGGAUACAUAAGGUGUAUUUUUUAUAAAUAUAUACAUUUGUAAAGUUUUAUUUUGCUAUUCUGAAGAGAUUCUAUUACUACCCGGCUUUGACAGUGUGGAUUUUUUUUUUGUCAGAGGACCUCAUGGUCAGUGGUCUGGUGAUGGCAAAGGUGUUUGUGCUGUUUUACUACUGCAUAUUUAUUGGCUGGCUGGCUGCAUAUUAAGAUAUUUAACUUCAGAAUGCUUUUAGAACAAAGACCUACUUUAAUCCCAAUGUCCAGCAGAUUAAAUACUGAAAAUGUUAUUUUCAACACCACCCUGCCCAAACCCAAACAUUAAAUAAAGGCGGAACUGUUAGAUUUAA
Lepisosteus oculatus (spotted gar) is the source of this 1155-nucleotide messenger RNA. RefSeq names its product transmembrane 4 L six family member 4 (gene tm4sf4). NCBI's taxonomy places the organism in Eukaryota, Metazoa, Chordata, Actinopteri, Semionotiformes, Lepisosteidae. Gene Ontology annotation, cellular component: membrane. The record is from RefSeq and is a predicted model, not a curated record.